Salvia splendens (bonfire salvia) is the source of this 1320-nucleotide messenger RNA. RefSeq names its product alpha/beta hydrolase domain-containing protein WAV2. Gene Ontology annotation, biological process: proteolysis. NCBI's taxonomy places the organism in Eukaryota, Viridiplantae, Streptophyta, Magnoliopsida, Lamiales, Lamiaceae. The record is from RefSeq and is a predicted model, not a curated record. Gene Ontology annotation, molecular function: serine-type peptidase activity; palmitoyl-(protein) hydrolase activity. Gene Ontology annotation, cellular component: membrane. The coding region runs from base 16 to 945 and encodes 309 amino acids. The transcript is spliced from 8 exons.
AGCGUGCGUCAAUCCAUGGUGUCGUUCGUGAGCGCGUUGCUUUAUGGAGUUGGCGGAAUCGUGGUGGCCGGCAUGGCAUUGCUCGUGGCUUUCCAGGAGAAGCUCGUCUACGUACCCGUGCUGCCUGGUCUCACUAAGUCCUACCCCAUCACCCCUGCCCGUCUCCGCCUCUUAUACGAGGAUGUCUGGCUCACUUCAUCUGAUGGCGUCCGUCUCCACGCUUGGUUCAUCAAGCUCUCCGCCGAUUGUAAAGGUCCAACUAUUCUCUUUUUCCAGGAAAAUGCUGGCAAUAUUGCUCACCGCCUUGAAAUGGUUCGGAUUAUGUUACAGCGAUUGCAAUGCAAUGUUUUCAUGCUUUCAUACAGAGGUUAUGGAGCUAGUGAUGGGUUCCCUUCACAACAAGGUAUCACUAAGGAUGCUCAGGCUGCUUUGAACCAUCUGGUUCAAAGAGUAGAUAUUGACACUUCCAGAAUUGUUGUCUUUGGAAGGUCUCUUGGGGGAGCUGUUGGAACUGUGCUAGUUAGAAACAAUCCAGACAAGGUAGCUGCACUGAUACUAGAAAAUACUUUCACAUCCAUUUUGGACAUGGCUGGAGUUCUCUUACCAUUUCUGAAGUGGUUUAUUGGAAAAGGUGGCUCCAAGGGUCCUAAAGUUCUUAAUUUUCUUGUUCGUUCUCCCUGGAGCACUGUUGAUGUUAUUGGAGAGGUCAAACAACCAAUCCUCCUCCUUUCUGGACUACAAGAUGAAAUGGUUCCCCCAGCUCACAUGGAGAUGCUAUAUGCUAAAGCAGCUGCCCGGAAUCAGCAGUGUUCAUUUGUAGAAUUCCCUACGGGAAUGCACAUGGACACAUGGUUGGCUGGUGGUGAUCGGUAUUGGAGAACAAUUCAGGAGUUCUUGGAAAAAACAGUGCCAGAAAAGGAUAGUGGCUCCUCUAAAGUGGAUUAAUGCGAGGUUUUAUGCCGGGAUGUGGAGUUACAUUAAGCAUAAGCACUGUGGUUGAAGAUGGCUGCCACUAUUGGCGAGACACAAAUUUUGCAAACAGUUCGGACGCUUUUUGGUGUAUAUGAGAUGAACGUGGUAUAGUGCACCAUUUCCUAAUAAGAAUAAUUGUACUUGUAUGAGCAAGGAAUUGGAGAAAAUAUUCUGAUUUUACUAAUUGGAAUUGGUGAACUGCUAUUGUCGACUUGUUUGGACCUAAUCGUAGUGCAUGAAUGUAUUCAUUUGUUCAGAAUAAAAAACUUAAAAUCGGUGUUUGUUGUAUUACUAUUAUCUUUGGAGCAUUUGUUAUUGUGUAAAUAAAUUGCGUUAUGGUUUUAUUAA